AUGCAAUGGAGACUACAGACUGAGAAAUACCACUCCACCAAUACCCACAGACAUCCAGACUUUCCCCCACGCCUUUCUGCCAGUAUGGGGAAGAAAAAUAAAACGCUUAAAGGCCUUACAGGGGAGGGAUCCCUUAAUAUCGGCGACCUGUUGUUACAGAGGCCUUGCCCCAAUAUGGCGGCGCAGCCAGACCACGGCUCCUCUACCUCCUCAGAGGCCGAUCCCCUUGAUGUGCCAGAUGCUAUACCGGACACUGGUUGCCUGAAUACACAUCUGCCCACAGCUGAACUCAAUACGCGAGCUACCAAUGGGGAUAUUUUGGAGCUGAUGAGGAAUAUGAGAAGGUUAUUUAACGCAGAUUUAGCAGUUGUUAGAGAGGAAAUCAUGGCAAUAACAGCUCGAGUACAGGCCACGGAGGGUGAAAUCUCAGCCAUAGCCCAUAGACAGACGGGCACCGCCGAACAACAAGCUCAACUCCACACCUCACAGCAGACACUGUCUCAUCAACUGGACGCCCUGGAUGACUAUGGGCGACGCAAAAAUGUCAAACUCAGGGGCAUAGCUGAAGCAAUAGGGGACAGUGAACUACUGCACAUUGUCCAGCAAAUGCUAGCCAGCAACUUACCCCAGUGA
This is a messenger RNA of Pelobates cultripes (western spadefoot toad), 633 nucleotides long. The record is from the annotation of a GenBank genome assembly. NCBI's taxonomy places the organism in Eukaryota, Metazoa, Chordata, Amphibia, Anura, Pelobatidae.